Messenger RNA from Didymosphaeria variabile, 2292 nucleotides. RefSeq lists its product as uncharacterized. Gene Ontology annotation, biological process: glucan catabolic process. Bases 1 to 2292 code for a protein of 763 amino acids. Lineage: Eukaryota; Fungi; Ascomycota; Dothideomycetes; Pleosporales; Didymosphaeriaceae. The transcript is spliced from 2 exons. Gene Ontology annotation, molecular function: beta-glucosidase activity. The record is from RefSeq and is a predicted model, not a curated record.
AUGAGGUCUAUUACCAGCAUUGCGCCGAUUGCGGCGCUUGCUUCUCUGUGUGCAGCCCAGAAUAGCAGUUACAUCCCAUCCGAGGUUCCGCUGUACGGCGAGAGCCCUGCAGUAUACCCAACCCCAAUUGGUAACGGGACAAGCAAUGAAGCAUGGGCAAACUCCUACUCUCGAGCGCGAGCGCUUGUCGCUCAGAUGACACUAGAAGAGAAGGCGAACAUCACUCGCGGCUACACGGGACAAUGCGUUGGUAACUCAGGCGCCAUCCCGAGGUUCGACAUCCCACCUCUUUGCUUCGCCGAUGCCCCGGAUGGAAUUCGUGGGCAGGAGUUUGUCUCCGCUUUUCCAGCAGGAAUUCACGUAGCUGCGACCUUUGACCGCGACCUCAUGUACCGCUACGGGCAUGCGCUAGGCGCUGAGUAUCGUGGAAAGGGCAUUAAUGUAGCACUCGGCCCAGUCGCAGGACCCUUAGGUCGCGUCGCAAGAGGUGGACGCAAUUGGGAAGGCCUGAGCGCGGAUCCGUAUCUUGCAGGUGCGGGCAUGGGCGCCAUCACUCGCGGUAUCCAAGACAACGGUGUCAUUGCUACGCCAAAGCACUGGCUUUUGAACGAGCAAGAGUUCCGCAGAAGAGAAAGCGAUCUGGGCGACGCUGUAUCAAGCAAUGUCGAUGAUCGCACGAUACACGAGCUGUAUGCGUUCCCCUUCGCGAACGCCUUCCGCGAGGGUGCAGCUUCGGCCAUGUGUUCUUAUCAGCGAGCCAACAACUCGUAUGGCUGCCAGAACUCGAAGCUGCUUAAUGGCCUUCUCAAGACCGAAUUCGGGUUUGAAGGUUUUGUUGUGAGCGACUGGGGCGCGCACCACUCUGGAGUUGCGUCGGCAAAUGCUGGGCUGGACAUGGUCAUGCCAGAUGGCGGAUACUGGGGCAAGAACCUCACUGAGGCCGUCAACAAUGGCAGCGUCAGCGCCGAACGCCUCGAUGACAUGGCGACCCGCAUACUGGCCAGUUGGUACCAACUCAAACAAGAUGAGGACUACCCUGCUGUGGGCGUGUACUCCAACACCGUCAAGCACCAGCCCAUCGAAGUACAAGACGACCACCCAGAGCUGAUCCGCGAAAUUGGCUCAGCUGGAACCGUCCUCGUGAAGAACGUCAAUAACACGCUGCCCUUGAAAAAUCCCAAGUUCCUGAGCGUCUACGGCUACGACGCUACUGUGAAGUCCACUCCAUGGGAGAACCCUUCCCGCUUCGGCGGCGGCUACGAAGUAAACUUCGGCUGGAACAUCCUCAACGGCACGAUGAUCACCGGCGGCGGCUCGGGCAGCAACACACCUUCCUACGUAAUCAGCCCCUUCCACGCCAUCUCCGACCGCAUCGCGAAGAACCGCGGCACCAUCCGCUGGGACUUCGACUCCGAGAACCCAUACCCGCCGUACGUGAAUGCCGAGGCAGCCAUAGUCUUCGUAAAUGCGUACGCAUCUGAGAGCUUCGACCGCACAACCUUAACCGACGAGUUCAGCGACAAACUUAUCCAAAACGUCGCAGCAAAUAACACGAACACCAUCGUCGUGAUACACUCCGCAGGCAUCCGCACAGUCGACGCCUGGAUCUCGCACCCGAACAUCACGGCCGUCCUCUUCGCCGGUCUGCCCGGCCAGGAAAGCGGAAACUCCCUCGUUGAUAUCCUCUACGGGGACGUCGCACCGAGCGGCAAGUUGCCGUACACAAUAGCUAAGCAGGAAGAAGAUUACGGCGCGCUGCUCAACUCGUCGGUUUCAUUUGACUACUUCCCGCAGGAUGACUUCGAGGAGGGAGUGUACAUUGACUACCGCGCUUUCGACAAGAAUGGCAUCGAGCCGAGGUUCGAGUUCGGGUUUGGAUUGACGUAUACUACGUUUGAGUAUGGGGCGCUGGAGAUCGGUGGGGUGGAGAAUGGGACGAAGGAGUAUCCUGAUGAGGGCGUGGCGAUUGUGCAGGGUGGGCAUCCGGAGCUGUGGGAGGAGGUGCUUACUGUUAUGGCGAAUGUUACGAAUACGGGAGAUGUUGUCGCAGCGGAAGUCGCGCAAUUGUAUGUGGGCAUUGCGGACGCGCCUGUGAGACAGCUCCGCGGGUUCCAGAAGGUGCAUGUGGAGCCGGGGAAGACGGAGGCAGUCGAGUUUCAGCUGACGAGGAGGGAUCUGAGUAUUUGGGAUGUAGUGGCUCAGCAGUGGAAAUUGCAGAAGGGAGAGUAUGGGGUUUGGGUUGGGGCGAGUAGCCGGGAUUUGAGGCUGAAUGGAACGUUCACGAUUGGGUGA